Messenger RNA from Adineta steineri, 774 nucleotides. Lineage: Eukaryota; Metazoa; Rotifera; Eurotatoria; Adinetida; Adinetidae. The record is from the annotation of a GenBank genome assembly.
AUGUUUGUCAAGACUCUUCUUCUUGCGCUAUUUUUUCCUUGUCUUAUCUCAACAGAACCUAUUGAAUUAACAGAUCAAACAUGGAAAAAAAUGUUAGAUGGUCAAUGGAUGGUCGAAUUUUAUGCACCAUGGUGUUCAGCUUGUCAAAAAUUUAAACCAAUAUGGAAUGAUUUUUCUAAAGCUAUGUCAUCUAGACAUGUUAAAGUAGCUGCUAUAGAUACUGAUAAAUAUCCUUCACUUUCCAAUCGUUUUCGUAUUGCUGGAUUACCUACUAUUUUUUAUGUUCGUAAUGGUGUUUUUCGUCAAUUUGAAGGAGGUGAUCGCUCAUUAAAUUCAUUAAAAAAAUAUAUUACAAAUGAAGAUUGGCUAAAAACAGAACCCAUUCCAUCAUAUAUUGCUCCAGAUAGUAUUAUAAUGUCAUUUGUUAGUUCAAAUUUUAAUAUACAUCAACUUUUUACAGAUGUUUUUACAAUAUUACAAGAUGAAUAUAAAUUCCCAGCAUGGACGGUUUAUAUUAUUAUUGCUAUUGCAUCUAUUCUUGUAGCAUUCACAGCUGCAUAUAGUAUUGCAUCUAUUACACAUACUUUUGUAGAUGGUUUAUUUAAAAUUUAUACAAAAUUUACACGAUCAAAUGAAAAUGAAACUGAAAAAUUAUUGGAACCAACAGAACAAACGACUGCAACAAAUGUAACUACAUCAGUAGUUGAAGAUCAAAACGGUAUUUUAGAUGAAGAAGUAAAUGUUGAAGAGGAAGAACAAACAGAAAGCAAUUAA